ACUUCCACUUGCCUUACUUCGACAAGAAGCCCUGCAUCUACAUCAAGAGCUGGUGGCAGGACCAGCGGCGCAGGCUGUACAACUCCAACAUCAUGGACAAGAUUGCCGACAAGCUGGAAGAGGGGCUCAACGACGUGCACGAGAUGAUCAAGACGGAGAAGCCGCACCCCGAGCGCCGGCUCCGGGGGGUCCUGGAGGAGCUGAGCAGCGGCUGCUUCCGCUUCGUGACCCUCGCCAACAAGGACGAGAACCACUCCUCCCGCACCCGGCUGGACCGCGAGCGCCUCAAGUCCUGCAUGAGGGAGCUGGAGAACAUGGGCCAGCAAGCCAAGACGCUGAGGUCCCAGGUGAAGAAAAACACCAUGAAGGACAAGCUGAAGCUGGUGCAGAACUUCCUGCAGAAACUGCGCUUCCUGGCCGACGAGCCUCAGCACAGUAUUCCCGACAUCUUCAUCUGGAUGAUGAGCAACAACAAGCGCAUUGCCUAUGCCCGCGUCACCUCCAAGGACAUCCUCUACUCCAUCGUGGAUGAGGAGACCGGGAAGGACUGCGCCAAAGUCAAGACCGUCUUCCUGAAGCUGCCCGGCAAGAGGGGCUUUGGGCCGGCCGGCUGGACGGUGCAAGCCAAGAUGGACAUCUACCUGUGGCUGGGCCUCAACAAGCAGCGCAAGGACUUCCUCAGCGGCCUGCCUUGCGGCUUCGAGGAGAAGAAGACUGUCAAAGGCCAAGGCAUCCCAUCCUUCCCCCCCAUCAGCCUCCUCUACACAAAGAAACAAGUCUUCCAGCUCCGUGUCCACAUGUACCAGGCCAGGAGCCUGUUCGCCGCAGACAGCAGCGGUCUCUCAGACCCCUUCGCCCGGGUCUUCUUCAUCACCCAGAGCCAGUGCACAGAGGUGCUGAAUGAGACCCUGUGCCCCACUUGGGACCAGCUGCUGGUCUUCGACAACGUGGAGCUGUUCGGAGAAGUCCAUGAGAUGCGGGACGAUCCCCCCAUCAUCGUCAUUGAGAUCUAUGACCAGGACACGGUGGGGAAGGCAGAUUUCAUGGGCCGCACCUUUGCCAAACCGGUGGUGAAGAUGUCGGAUGAGGACUACAGCGGGCCGCGCUUCCCGCCCCAGCUGGAGUACUACCAGAUCUACCGGGGCAACUCCACCGCCGGCGACCUGCUGGCCGCCUUCGAGCUGCUCCAGAUUGGCGCCGGGGGCAAGUCGGACUUGCCCCCCAUCGACGGUCCCACAGACAUGGACCGGGGCCCCAUCCUGCCUGUGCCCAUGGGGAUCCGGCCUGUGCUGAGCAAAUACAGAGUGGAGAUCCUCUUCUGGGGGCUGCGGGACCUGAAGCGCGUGAACCUGGCGCAGGUCGACCGGCCCCGCGUGGACAUCGAGUGCGCCGGCCGGGGCGUCCAGUCCUCCCUGAUCCAGAACUACAAGAAGAACCCCAACUUCAGCACCUUAGUCAAGUGGUUCGAAGUGGACCUCCCGGAGAACGAGCUGCUGCACCCGCCCCUGAACAUCCGGGUGGUGGACUGCCGGGCCUUCGGGCGCUACACCCUCGUGGGCUCGCACGCCGUCAGCUCCCUGCGCAAGUUCAUCUACCGGCCCCCAGACAAGAAAGCCCAGCAGUGGAGCACCACAGGUGAGAUCGUCGUCAACAUGGAGCCAGAAGUUCCCAUCAAGAAGAUGGAGACCAUGGUGAAGCUGGAGGCCAACUCGGACGCGGUGGUCAAGGUGGACGUGCCUGAAGAUGAGAAGGAGAAGAAGAAGAAGAAGAAGAAAGGUGGAGCGGAGGAGAUGGAGGAAGAGGAGCCCGAUGAGAGCAUGCUGGACUGGUGGUCCAAGUACUUCGCUUCCAUUGAGACCAUGAAGGAGCAACUUCGGCAGCAGGAGGCAGCCGCAGCAGAGGCCGAGGAGAAGGAAGAAAUGGACAUAGCAGAGGGCUCCAAGGGCCAGGCCAAAACCAAGGAGAAGGUCAAGGCACCUAAGGAGGACAAGAAGAAGAAGCAGCAGCAGCAGCAGCAGCAGCAGCUGCCUGAGGUCCCUGAGAAGAAGAACAAGCAGAAAAUUGAUGAGAUGAAGAUAUUCAACAAAGAGCUGGAAGCCGAGUUCGACAACUUUGAGGACUGGCUGCACACGUUCAACCUCUUCCGGGGCAAGAUCGGGGAUGAUGACGACAGCACGGCAGAUGACGAGCGCAUCGUGGGGAGGUUCAAGGGCUCCAUGUGCGUCUACAAAGUGCCACUCCCGGACGACAUCACCAAGGAGGCAGGCUACGACCCCAACUUCGGCAUGUUCCAGGGCAUCCCCAGCAACGACCCCAUCAACGUGCUGGUCCGUGUGUACAUCAUACGGGCUACAGACCUGCACCCUGCCGACAUCAACGGGAAAGCUGACCCCUACAUUGCCAUCAAGCUGGGCAAGAUGGACAUCAAGGACAAGGAGAACUACAUCUCCAAGCAGCUCAACCCCAUCUUUGGAAAGUCGUUCGACAUCGAGGCCACCUUCCCCAUGGAGUCCAUGCUGACAGUAGCAGUGUACGACUGGGACCUGGUAGGCACCGACGACCUUAUCGGGGAGACCAAGAUUGACCUGGAGAACCGCUACUACAGCAAGCACCGGGCCACCUGCGGCAUCUCCCAGACCUAUGCCAUCCAUGGCUACAACAUCUGGCGGGACCCCAUGAAACCCACGCAGAUCCUGUCCAAGCUGUGCAAGGAGGGCAAGGUGGAUGGGCCCCACUUCGGGCCCAGCGGACGGGUGAAGGUGGCCAACCGCGUCUUCACUGGCCCCACCGAGAUCGAGGAUGAAAAUGGCCAGAAGAAGAAGACGGAUGAGCAUCUGGGGCUGAUGGUCCUGCACCACUGGGAGGACAUCCCGCGCGUGGGCUGCCGCUUGGUGCCCGAGCACGUGGAAACACGGCCACUGCUCAACCCCGACAAGCCUGGCAUCGAGCAGGGCCGGCUGGAGAUGUGGGUGGACAUGUUCCCGAUGGACAUGCCAGCGCCAGGCACGGCCGUUGACAUCUCGCCCAGGAAGCCAAAGAAAUACGAGCUGAGAGUCAUUGUGUGGAACACGGAUGAGGUUGUCCUGGAAGACGAUGAUUAUUUCACCGGGGAGAAAUCCAGCGACAUCUUUGUGCGAGGGUGGCUGAAAGGCCAGCAGGAAGACAAGCAGGACACAGACGUCCAUUACCACUCACUGACGGGUGAGGGCAACUUCAACUGGCGUUACAUCUUCCCCUUCGACUACCUCAUGGCUGAGGAGAAGAUUGUCAUCUCCAAGAAGGAGUCCAUGUUCUCCUGGGAUGAGACUGAGUACAAGAUCCCUGCACGCCUCACCCUGCAGGUCUGGGAUGCCGACCACUUCUCCGCUGACGACUUCCUUGGCGCCAUCGAGCUGGACCUCAACCGGUUCCCACGAGGUGCCAAGACGGCCAAGCAGUGUACCCUGGAGAUGGUAACAGAGACCGACCUGCCCAUGUUCUCCAUCUUCAAGCAGAAGCGGGUAAAGGGCUGGUGGCCAUUCAUAGCCCGGAACGAGGAUGAUGAGAUGGAGGUCACGGGGAAGGUGGAGGCUGAGCUGCACCUGCUGACAGCUGAGGAGGCAGAGAAAUCCCCCGCGGGGCUGGCACGCAAUGAGCCCGACCCACUGGAGAAGCCCAACCGCCCCGACACCUCCUUCAUCUGGUUCCUCAACCCGCUCAAGUCCAUCAAGUACCUCAUCUGCACCCGCUACAAGUGGCUUAUCAUCAAGAUCGUGCUGGCUCUGCUGCUCAUCAUCAUGGUGGGACUCUUCCUUUACAGCAUGCCUGGCUACAUGGUCAAGAAGCUUCUGGGGGCAUGAGGUCGCCAGGGACUGGGCCGUGGGACCAUCCUGUGUCCCGCUGCUGCCGCUGCUUCUCCUGGUUUGCAUUUCUUCUGUUGUGUAUUUGUUUUCCAAGGAUGGAGGAA
Messenger RNA from Gavialis gangeticus (Gharial), 3946 nucleotides. RefSeq names its product otoferlin (gene OTOF). NCBI's taxonomy places the organism in Eukaryota, Metazoa, Chordata, Crocodylia, Gavialidae. Gene Ontology annotation, cellular component: presynaptic active zone membrane; synaptic vesicle membrane. The record is from RefSeq and is a predicted model, not a curated record. Gene Ontology annotation, biological process: synaptic vesicle priming; plasma membrane organization. The transcript has 29 exons. Bases 93 to 3839 code for a protein of 1248 amino acids. Gene Ontology annotation, molecular function: AP-2 adaptor complex binding; calcium ion binding.